AUGGAGACUGGUGGUAAGGUGAAGAAAGGUGCCGGUGGAAGGAAAGGUGGGGGUCCCAAGAAGAAGCCGGUGACCCGGUCCGUCAAGGCCGGUCUGCAGUUUCCGGUCGGUCGUAUUGGACGGUACUUGAAGAAGGGAAGGUAUGCUCAGAGAGUUGGGUCUGGAGCUCCGGUUUACUUGGCCGCGGUUCUUGAGUACCUCGCAGCUGAAGUGCUUGAAUUAGCUGGAAAUGCAGCUCGGGACAACAAGAAGAACAGAAUUAUCCCAAGGCAUCUGUUAUUGGCUGUGAGGAACGAUGAAGAGCUUGGAAAAUUGCUCGCCGGUGUGACCAUUGCUCAUGGUGGUGUGCUUCCAAACAUCAACCCAGUCCUCUUGCCCAAGAAAUCAGAGAAGGCCGCCGCCAAAGAGCCUAAAUCUCCAUCCAAGGCCACCAAGUCUCCCAAGAAGGCUUAA
Prunus armeniaca (apricot) is the source of this 453-nucleotide messenger RNA. NCBI's taxonomy places the organism in Eukaryota, Viridiplantae, Streptophyta, Magnoliopsida, Rosales, Rosaceae. The record is from the annotation of a GenBank genome assembly.